AUGCUAUCGACAUUUCUGUUCCUUCCUAUCGUGAUGUGCGAUAGGUUGCUAAGACUUAAGCACAAGGACGGCCUAUACGUCACCAACAAUGAUGGAACCCUGAAGCUCGAGUGCCCAAUGCUACCCAGUAUGUCUGACCAGCGUGUUGUCGUCCACAACCGGGCCCUUUACUUCUUCAAGGAUGGAAUAUACUACACGCUAGCGAUGACACACGGAGGACUGGAAAUCAAGUUGAUUGUUUACAAUGCCAUAAGCGAGAAGGGGAUAGGAUUUCUCUCUAGCCCGACCUUUCGGCCACGCAGAAGAAAGAUAGAUCCGUUUGGCUAUCUAUCCCACGCAGGCCACAAGGAGAACCCGGGUGAUGCGAGAAAAGAAAAGGACAACCUUCCAGCCAACAAAAUGAAAUCUGGCCUGCAAAGAUCCAUGUCUGGAAGCGAAAGGCCCAUUGCUCAGAAGAGAAAUGAGCGGAUCCCAAAGAUCCAGCCAAGGGAACAUGGAGAGUACAGCGAGGAUCGUGCGGGAUGGAGAGACAGAGGCUCCCGCCAAGUGAAGAGGGAGAAAUCCCAGGAGGCAGGCAUCAUUGAGGAAAGACCUAAGCCAUCCAGGGAGGGGCUUGACGAGGCUGAAGAGCCUGAUAAUGAUAGCACGGGUCCCAAGCAUGAUAUCCCUGCAGAACCACGCCUAAAUGUUGAGAUGAGUAGCGUUCUGCGAAGAGUAGGGUUUCCAAAAAAGACCGGUUUAGCUCGGCAAUCCUAUGUUGUUGAAAGUGAUUCCAAGAUGGAUGAGCAUGAGUUUGGGUAUAUCAUAAAGAACGUGCUGAUCUCAGAAAUCGAUAAUAAGGGGCAUUUUACAUUAGUUGGGGGAAACAACGCCUGUGUUACGUACUACAAGGGCUCAUUUGUCUUUAUGCCGUGUUCGCGUGCCCCAGAGCAGAUAUUCAAAUUGGAAAGCUCUGAAGAGGUAGCGAAGAGGGGAAAGCCCUUUGGUCCAGAAGAUCCCAAGGUAGGUGAGAGCCAGGACGUAGCGGCUCUCGACUCGACCGAGAGUGAGGACGGGAAAAAGGAGGAGGAUCUUUACAAAAAUCCUCAGAGCCGGUUUUAUUCUUCUAAAAGUACUUCUCGCGAUACCAGUAAUUUUAUAGCGACGAGCACCAAGGCAGACUCCAGGGGCACCUACAGAAGUCGAUAUCUUAAUGAUAGACCGGAAAAAGAAGAACUUCAUGUAGGGUAUUCAAAGCGAGAUGGCCGUGACGAGCUCUCCAGAAGCGCUCUGAAUCUCGAGAAUGUGCACGAGCCUCUGAAGAUUGAUGUGAAGACUACAAAAACAACAGUCGGAAUAAAUCCAGUUGGCAAUCAUCAUGUCCAAGAGGAAAACAACAGAAAAGACUUAGACUACAAGCCAAAAGAAGCAAAUAGACGUCAAAAGCUGAGCCUUGAUGACGAUUUUAUGGAUAAAUUCAGGGAACUCCUAACAAACAGCGACCUCAACAACUUUGUUUAA
Molecule: messenger RNA, 1500 nt
Organism: Encephalitozoon cuniculi GB-M1
Lineage: Eukaryota; Fungi; Microsporidia; Unikaryonidae
Exons: 1
Coding region: 1-1500 (499 amino acids)
Source: RefSeq, marked provisional